AUGGUGACAGAAUACGAUAAUUCAGUAAAUGCCAAUAGUAAAGAAAACCAGAUUCAAGUAGAAAUAGCAGGAUCAACGAUUUUCGAACAAGAAAUUAUUGAAAACAAAACAAGUAUAUCAGUCAAAGAAAAAUAUGUAAAUACAAAGAAACAAGGAAAAAAAGAGCCAAGAGUCUACGAAAAACAGAAGCCAGGACAUUUUUCUACCACACAAAAACAAGAUUCCUUUGAACAAGUUCGGAAAUCUACAUCUGCUGGUACUAAGAGCAAUACAUCUUCAAAAAUAAUAAUAAUAGAAAACGUGCUAAUUAAAACUGCAGCUACAAGUUAUAAUAAAGAAAACAGAUGA
This is a messenger RNA of Arctia plantaginis, 348 nucleotides long. The record is from the annotation of a GenBank genome assembly. NCBI's taxonomy places the organism in Eukaryota, Metazoa, Arthropoda, Insecta, Lepidoptera, Erebidae.